Molecule: messenger RNA, 1413 nt
Organism: Symbiodinium sp. CCMP2592
Lineage: Eukaryota; Dinophyceae; Suessiales; Symbiodiniaceae
Source: the annotation of a GenBank genome assembly
AUGACUGCCGAAGAUCAACUCCGUCAGGAUCUUGAGGCAGAAAUAGCAGCGCGGCAGGAACUCGAAAGUGCCUUGCAGAAGGCGGCCGAAUACGGUCAAGACCUGCUGGCACAAGUUCAGGAGCAUGAACGCACCAUCCAAGAGUAUCGGGAGAAGGAGCGAGCUGUGGAGCCAGACUCGUUCAAGAGUCAGGCACAGCGCCGGCAGUCGACGGCCCGUCGUGCAAGCACGAUCUCUUUCCCUCGAACUCACGUUUCCAAUGGGGACGGGGAAGACAGCGUCACUCGCACCGGCAGCAUGCCUCGUCGAGUCGGCUUCUUGCCAGGUAGUCCCGAUAGCGAUGAUGAGGUGCAGGAGCCCAAAGCAAGGCCAGCCAAAGCCGUGCCUCGACGUGGCCGUGGCGGUCAGACCAUGGUGGUGGAAGACCUCAUGCAGCAGAACCAAUCGCUGGAAGAGGACCUGCGACGGCUGCAGGUAAACUACCAGAAGCUGCAGGAUCAAGACGACUCAGAGGAAGACGAAGAGGAUGAAGGAUCUGAAAGGAAACCCAAAAGAAAAUCCAGGAAAUGCAGUUCGAUCAGAGACGUCGAUGAAGUGGUUCCAGACGAAGAAGUGUCCGAUCCAGAUCUACAACAGCAGGCGGAUGAGAUUGAAGAACUACGGCAAGCUUUGCGUACAGCACAGAAGGAGGCUGCCAAGCAGCUGCAGACACUGGAAGCAGAAGUAGAGUCAAAAAAGCAGGAGGUUGAGGAAAGAAGAGCUGCAGAGCAGGUGGCAAAGUCAAACGCUGCACAAAGCGAAAGCAAGUGCAAGGUUCUGCAAGAAAGGCUACAAGUUAUGGCGGAGGAAAACGACAAGACGGAGAGGGAGUUGCAAGUCGCCAAAGCCAAACAGCGGGACUUGACCUUCCAGCUGGAAGAGCAGGCCUUGAGAAACAAGGCCAGGAACCAGCGAAAAUGGAUGCCCACCGCCUGCGAGGAAGCAUUACACAGUGCGGCAGAACGAGCAUCUCUGGCGGACGAGUUCCAGAACAUGGAUGACGAAUCUGAGGUCGUAGACGAAUCCAAAGAGAUGGAGGAGGUGGAUGGUGAAGAAGGAGACACAGAGGAAGAUACGCAGGGCAAGGUCGACGCUUCGAUUGAAGUACAAAGCCUGAGAGAGGAGCUCGCAGCAGCGAAGGCCGAUGCUGAAUCUUCCAAGGAGGUUGCCACUCUUCUCCAGCAAGAAUCCGAGGAAGCCAAGGCAUGGGCACUUGCUGAAGGGCAGCCAAUCUCUUGCCCGAUGCGCCAGCGAGACCCUUCAACUUUUGUGGCUGGCGAGUGUCGCACAAGCUGCAGACGACUGCCGGAUCCUGCCCACUUUGGCCCGACAAACACGUACCAACACUUGAGCACUCUCUCCAUCUGUGCGUGA